Molecule: messenger RNA, 2824 nt
Organism: Fragaria vesca subsp. vesca
Lineage: Eukaryota; Viridiplantae; Streptophyta; Magnoliopsida; Rosales; Rosaceae
Product: bifunctional purine biosynthesis protein PurH-like
Exons: 14
Coding region: 397-2187 (596 amino acids)
Biological process (GO): 'de novo' IMP biosynthetic process
Cellular component (GO): cytosol
Molecular function (GO): IMP cyclohydrolase activity; phosphoribosylaminoimidazolecarboxamide formyltransferase activity
Source: RefSeq, a predicted model, not a curated record
UUUCGCGUUCUUCUUCGAUUUUGUUCUCUAUCAAAAGCGUGUUGUUCAGAAUAAGGGAUGAUGAAGAUUGGAGAUUGAAGAUUGGAGAUUAGAGAUUGGAGAGUGAAGACUGAAGCCAGAUGGGUUUGAGUUCAGCAAAGUUGGGGUUUCUGAGCUUUUCAGCUUCUGGGUUUGAGUUUUCACGCGUUUCAGACAUAGUUGGUCUCCGGAAGCUGAUGGAGCGAGUCAUAUUCCACAAGUUUGAGAGCUGCUCUUGCUUAAUGUGAUAUCAAAUUUCUCAGCAUAUAUCAGCCUUACCUAAUAUCUGAUCGCCGAACAACUCAUGUACUUCCGGAGGCUAAGAAGCCGAGUUUCUGCUUAAUCAAAUUCAAGAGCAGAGCAGGGCAGGCAAGAGAUAUGCUGCUUCGUUUGUCUGCUACCCCUCCUGCCACUACAACACCCAACACCAGUCUUUUCCUGCUCUUCUCCACCAAUCUUCCGAUUACUCAUUCUUCUUCUUCUUCUUUCUCGCCUUGUUCACUCAGGAACUCCUCUGGGCUGCACACCAGUUGUAGACCACUUAAGGCCAUGGCUGCCCAAGAGGCUCAAUCCUCAGCCUCAGCCUCAGGUGAUAGGCAGGCUCUGAUAUCCUUGUCAAACAAAAACAAUCUUGCCUUCUUAGGGAAUGGGCUUCAGAGCUUGGGAUAUAAAAUUGUUUCCACUGGAGGAACUGCAUCUGCUUUGGAAAGUGCCGGGGUGUCUGUCACUAAAGUUGAAGAACUUACUUGCUUCCCGGAGAUGCUCGAUGGUCGUGUUAAAACUUUACACCCCAACAUUCAUGGUGGUAUUCUUGCUAGAAGAGACCAAAAGCAUCACAUGGAAGCUCUUAGUAAUCACGGAAUUGGUAUAUUCGAUGUGGUUGUGGUGAAUCUAUAUCCCUUUUAUGAUAAAGUUACUUCAACUGGAGGAAUAGAAUUUGAGGAUGGAAUCGAAAAUAUAGAUAUUGGUGGUCCUGCCAUGAUUAGAGCUGCUGCAAAGAAUCACAAAGAUGUCCUGGUGGUUGUUGAUUCAGAAGACUAUCCUACACUUUUAGAAUAUCUUAAAGCGGACAAGUUUGAUCAACAAUUCCGAAGAAAGCUUGCGUGGAAGGCUUUCCAACAUGUUGCUUCUUAUGAUUCUGCUGUUUCAGAGUGGCUUUGGAGGCAGACUAGCGAAGAUAAAUUCCCCCCAAGCAUAACAGUUCCUCUUUCGCUCAAAAGUCCCCUUCGCUAUGGUGAAAAUCCUCAUCAAAAGGCUGCAUUUUAUGUUGACAAGAGUCUUUCUGAGGUUAAUGCUGGUGGCAUUGCAACUGCUAUACAACAUCAUGGGAAGGAGAUGUCAUAUAAUAACUAUUUAGAUGCUGAUGCGGCUUGGAAUUGUGUGUCAGAGUUCAGGGGUCCUACCUGUGUUGUUGUAAAGCAUACAAAUCCUUGCGGUGUAGCAUCACGUGAUGAUAUACUUGAAGCAUACAGGCUUGCUGUCAAAGCAGAUCCAGUGAGUGCAUUUGGUGGCAUUGUAGCUUUCAACAUAGAGGUUGAUGAGGCUCUUGCUAAAGAAAUCCGAGAGUUUAGAAGCCCAACAGAUGGUGAAACCCGGAUGUUUUAUGAGAUUGUGGUUGCACCCAAGUAUUCAAAGAAAGGUCUUGAGAUACUUCGUGGAAAAUCAAAGACUCUGAGGAUCCUUGAGGCAAGCAAAAAUGAGAAAGGAAAACUUUCGCUGAGACAGGUUGGUGGUGGGUGGUUAGCCCAGGACUCAGACGAUUUAACUCCUCAAGAUAUCCAAUUUACUGUUGUGUCUAAGAAGUCUCCACAAGAAAGUGAGCUCAGUGAUGCAGAGUUUGCAUGGUUGUGUGUUAAACAUGUCAAGAGCAAUGCAAUUGUACUAGCAAAGAAUAACUGUAUGUUGGGUAUGGGAAGUGGACAGCCGAAUCGUCUGGAGAGUUUAAGAAUAGCAUUGAAGAAAGCAGGAGAGGAGGUCAAGGGUGCAGCUUUGGCUAGUGAUGCUUUCUUUCCUUUCGCUUGGAAAGAUGCCGUGGAAGAAGCAUGUGAAAGUGGAGUUGGUGUUAUUGCAGAACCUGGUGGCAGUAUAAGAGACGGAGACGCUAUAGAUUGCUGCAACAAGUAUGGCGUUUCACUUGUUUUCACUAAUGUGAGGCACUUCAGGCAUUAAUAUCAGAUUCUAGUUUUGGUUCUUGCUCCUUUUACUUUCAUCCUAGCGCCUUUGCUUAGAGCUCAAAAUCUAGUUUUCGUUGGACCACAAGGUUUGUUUUCCUCUCAUUUUAAAUUCAUGUAAUCAUGUUUUUCUUGUACAAUCUGAAUAAUGCAUGUAUUUUGGAUACCAGAGAUUUUACCUCUGUUUUCAGUAAGCUGAAUGACUAAUGCCAUGAAUUGUAGGCUAUCUAUUUGUCUGAAGUUCUUAGUAAACACAACUAAAGAUCACAAUAAUCUUUGGUCCAGUUCUUGUUUCUUUCUUUAGUAGGAGAAAAACACAAAUGUAAAUAAAGUAAUAAACUGGUCCCUAAUUAGUGGGUGAAUACACGAAACAUGAGAACGUAUAUAAAGUAAAAAAGAAGGGUCAUAUUUCCAUUUGUGGAAAGAGUGAACAAAAAUUGUCACUACCAAAACCAUUAAACUCCAACCAAUUUGUCAUCGGUUUUAGUUAUAUGUGAAUGUUCGUCAGUUGUUUGCCAUGGAGUCUUAGUAACUGUUGCGGCAUGCACUCUAUUUUUGCCUAUACAUGUAAACAGAUGAGGAGAGUCCUAAUGAUUCUGUCUGAGGACUAUAGCACAUCCCCAUAUCCCGAAACC